UUCAGCGGGAGUGACUGUCCACUCUUGAUUUUUACUUUUUGUUUUUUAAACUUGUUGAUUAUUUUUAAUGUUAUUGUAAUAUUAAUUUUAUUUAAUACUCACUUGCCUAUAUGGAUGUGUGGUAGUGAAAUUCUGUAACAAAUUACUAACAAGAGGUAUUAAUAAAUUGAGCAAAUGGCAGCGUCGCCGUCUUCUCUUACGGAUGCUAAUCAUUCGGUGCUAGUUCUCGACGGUGGUUUCUCCUCUCAACUGUCCUGCCACGUGGGCACCACCGCCGACGGCGACCCGCUGUGGAGUGCCCGCUUCUUGGAAACACAUCCGGAGGAAGUGGUCAACACUCAUUUGGAUUUCCUGCGCGCCGGUGCCGACAUCAUCAUGACCAAUACUUACCAGGCAUCCGUCGGCGGCUUCGUCAAGUACCUCGGUGUCACUCCCGAGGAAGGCUUUUCGCUUAUACAACGAGCUGUAAAACUAGCGCAACGUGCCUGUGAUACAUAUAUGGAAGAAUGCCAAGACAGCGUUAUACAACGCCCUCUAAUCGCAGGGUCGGUAGGUCCAUACGGAGCUCACCUACACGACGGAUCUGAGUACGACGGUAGCUACGCAGAUAAAACGCCAACAGAAACACUGAGGGAAUGGCAUACACCUCGAAUUGAGGCUUUAAUUGAAGCUGGUGUUGAUUUGCUCGCUUUUGAAACCAUACCCUGUCAGAAAGAAGCAGAGAUGCUCGUUGACAUGUUAAACGACUACCCUCUAGUCAAAGCAUGGCUCUCGUUUAGCUGUAGAGAUGACAAAACACUAGCUCAUGGCGAGAACUUCCAAGAGGUGGCAAAAAAAUGCUGGGACGCAAGUCCUAACCGUUUAGUAGCCAUCGGCGUUAACUGUUGCUCUCCGUUAAUUGUCGCCGGGCUAUUUAAAGGCUUCAAUGAUGAUAGGAAACAUGCCCCAAUACCCCUCAUAACAUACCCCAACUCAGGGGAGAAGUAUAACCCCCAAUUGGGGUGGAUAGACAGAGAUAAAUGUGUAGCACUGGAUAGUUUUGUCCACGAGUGGUUAGAUUUAGGUGUUAAAUAUGUAGGAGGCUGUUGCAGAACAUACGGAGCUGAUAUCUCUUGCAUCCGCACACAGGCUACGAGCUGGUGCGACCGUAAGAAGUUUGAUGAGGCACAAUCAAAGUCAGGUCCCAUUUAGGAACUUGACAAAGUAAUAUGGUUUUAGUCAUGUUAUUGUAAUUGUUUAUUAACCAGCUAAUUGGAAGUUUAUUAUAAUUAUAUUAAGUUUUAAUUGUUAUUUUGAAAGUUG
This is a messenger RNA of Achroia grisella, 1302 nucleotides long. RefSeq lists its product as uncharacterized. Bases 175 to 1191 code for a protein of 338 amino acids. Gene Ontology annotation, molecular function: zinc ion binding; S-adenosylmethionine-homocysteine S-methyltransferase activity. NCBI's taxonomy places the organism in Eukaryota, Metazoa, Arthropoda, Insecta, Lepidoptera, Pyralidae. Gene Ontology annotation, biological process: S-methylmethionine cycle. The record is from RefSeq and is a predicted model, not a curated record. The transcript has a single exon.